AUGAAGCCUUAUUCAUUGUCCUUACUAGCUUCAUUGCUCCUGUCGGCUUUUGUGUCCGCAGACAUUGAAUACUUUCAAAAACCCGCCCAAAACACCGUGUAUGCCAUUGGCAGUACCGCCACGUUUGCCGUCGAUGAUAUGCCCAAUGAUGAGGAUCAUACUGUUACGGCCAGUCUUUACACAGAAGAUGGAAGUUUUGUCAAAACCAUUCAAACCUGGAAGGGUAGCAUGAUUGGCGACGACAAUGAUCACUUUAAAUUCAAUUGGCAGGUGGAAAGUGUACCUGAAGGACGAUACUAUGUCGAGAUUCUUGACUUGGAUGAAGACGACAAGGAAGACGCGGCUCACAGCUACGUGUUUACUGUACGAGGAUCGCAGCCUGCCGCUGCUGCUGCUGCGGCACCAGCCACCGUCCAACCGGUCAGCAGUACCGUUCCCAUGGCUUCUGAUUCUCCUACUCCUGACGACGGUAUGCUGCAAAUGCCAAUGGAAGGACAAGCGCCCAACGACGUGAUCUACCCCGGAGACGUCCAUGCACAAGAGAUGCCGGCUUCUCCCAAGAUCCAAGAUCCCAAGCCUAAGCCUCAGCCUCAAGAAGACGAUUCUUUGGAAAUAGAUGAAGCGCAGCCACAAAGCGACAUGCCCCCUUCACCCGAUCAUGCCAAUUCUAUGAAAGACGCCAAAAUUCUCAAUAUGCCUGCCAACACCUUGAUUUCAGCGCAACUGGCUGAAAUCGAUCCAUCCGAUACAACCACCACGGCUGAUCCUUCGUCGCCUGUCGACGAAACCCAAGUGACCGAAGCUCAAUUCCUAGAAACCGAUGCAACCAAUACAACCACCACGGCUGAUUCUCCGUCUGCAGCUGAUGAUGCCAAUACAAACGAGGUUAAGGGCGAAGCUGCACCGGCUACGGAAGCAGAGUCAUCAGAUGCUGCAUCAUCACCGGCUCCUGCCGAGGGCGAGAAAGACGUGGGCGCCGAAAUCGUUGAAGCUCAAGAAGCCACGCCUGGUAACCUCCUAUCGAAACUUACAGAGCGUGACGACCCCAGCGAUCUUCUAGCCAAUCUUUUGAAAACGGCCAGUGCUCCCAAUGCGACCAUUUUCCCCAUGUUUAAUCCUGCUUUGGGUCCCCCAGGCAGUGUCAAGAAAGAAGAAGGCGGUGACGACGACGACGAUGACAAGAAAAAGAAAAAGAAGGGCGGGGAUGAUGAUGAUGACGACGACGACAAGAAGAAGAAGAAGAAAGGCGGCGAUGACGAUGAUGACGAUGACAAGAAGAAAAAAGGUGGAGAUGACGACGACGACGAUAAAGCCAAAGCCAAAGGAGGUGGAGAUGACGACGAUGAUAAACCAAAGAAGAAGACCGGUGGCGGUGGUGGUAAAAAGAAGAAGCAUGGUCGAGGUCGCGGAAGAAGAAGAGGCAAAGGCCGAGGCAAAGCGCGUGGCCGAGGACGUCGUCACGGACGACGCACAGUAAAAGCUCAAGCGGUUGAAACUGGCCCCGAUACCCCUUCUCAUGCUCAACAACAGCAUCGUGGACAGCCUGGCCAACAGAUGAUUCCUGGUGAUGAGUUUGCUAUGCCGAGCCAGCCUGCGGCCUACACCGGAUACGCCGACUUUGAUGUCCCCGUCAUGUAUGACACCACUUCCACAGAGAAUUCUAUUAACAGUUCCGAUGAUCAAAUAACGGGUGAAGUUCAAGGCGCUUGGCAUUCUACCACGAACACUCAAGCACCGCUGACACAGGCCAAUCCGGAACAACAGCAAGCACAGCCACAAAGCGAAGCAUUACAGCCACCACAGCCGGCCGAAUUGCAUUCAGCAGCGACAGAUAAGAAGAAGAAAUCCAAGCAUAAGCAUAAAUCACACAAGGCCGCCAAGAAACUCGCUGAGACGAGCGAACAAACCAAGCAGAAACGAAGUCUGCUGUAA
Radiomyces spectabilis is the source of this 1932-nucleotide messenger RNA. RefSeq lists its product as uncharacterized. Lineage: Eukaryota; Fungi; Mucoromycota; Mucoromycetes; Mucorales; Radiomycetaceae. Bases 1 to 1932 code for a protein of 643 amino acids. The record is from RefSeq and is a predicted model, not a curated record. The transcript has 3 exons.